AUGGUACGCUGGGCGCGCCUUUUCAACCUUGACAAGAGCCGGCGCGACCGGCCCCGGCUCCGCGACGAGAUGCGUGCCUUGCUCCCCACGCGUAGGGACGAUGUUCCUCCCUCGCCCAUCCCGGCCAAAGAAGUGACCAAGAUCGCCCUUCGCCUCAAGCACCAGAUCGAGGUUGUUAUUCCGUGUGAAGUCGAGGCAUCCCUGGUCACCCGUGCCCACAGCCAUAUCAUCACUCCGUCAGUAGUCAAGCUGGCCGCCUCCGCCGGCGGCGAGGAGUACAAAGCUUGCGUCGUUUACUGCUUGCUGGUCGUCAACAAGUGGUUCAAGAGGCAGGCUGUCAUCGAGCUGUGGGAUUCGGAUCUGCACGAUGUCCGUGCCGUGGCUUGCGAGGUCAUAGCGAAGAUCAUCAUCGAGAGCGAGGAGGACAUGCCUUUCUUGCUCGAAGACAUCCUGCUCAAGCGCUACUCCAUCGUUGUCAAUGGUGAAGAGACAAUGCCUGCCAAUGUCGUCGAGCGUGCCGUUGACUUGCACGCCCUGCGCAUCAUCGGAUCUUCCGGUUACCAGAAAUGCAUCAACUACCUUUGGCGCGGCUGGCUGGUGCAGGACGACGAGGAUCCUUCGCGGUUCAUCGAUUGGAAGCAGAAGGGAAAUACCGACUACUGGGCUCACUUAGACCCCGACCGAAUGCGCGUGCCUGCUUACCAAAACGCCCUCCAGAUCCUGAUUUCUCUCGUCUACCUGGCCCUGUACACUGGAGCUAUCAACACAAUCAACCCGGAUGGUGACCUUGACGUUGUCGAGGCCCUCUUGUACGUCUUCACUGCUGGCUUCAUCUUUGACGAAAUAGCCAAGUUUUGGAAGAUCGGUCGCUACUACAUUGGUUUCUGGAACGUCUUCAACAGCACUCUGUACGCCCUUCUUACCGUUUCGUUCGUGACUCGUCUCAUCGCACUCGGGCACGAUGUCGACUCGGGACCACGGGUGCGGUUCAACACGCUGAGCUAUAAUUUCCUGGCCUUCAGCGCCCCGAUGUUCUGGAUGCGCCUUUUGCUGUACCUGGACACCUUCCGGUUCUUCGGUGCCAUGCUCGUGGUGUUGAAAGUCAUGAUGAAGGAGUCUCUGAUCUUCUUUGCUCUCCUCUUGGUCAUCUUGAUUGGCUUUUUCCAGGCGUUCAUCGGCAUGGAUCAGGUUGACAGCAAGAUCACAGCUUUCUCAUUCAUCACCAAAGCGAUGCUGAACGCUAUCAUGCAGUCGCCUGAGUUUGAUGGAUUUGAGCGUUUUGCGCCUCCGUUUGGUCUGAUCUUGUAUUACGUCUUCACAUUUGUCGUUAUGGUUGUCUUGCUUAAUAUCCUCAUUGCGCUGUACAACAGCGCCUAUGAAGAUAUCACCGAUAACGCUAUUGAUGAAUACAUGGCGCUGCUCUCUCAGAAAACCAUGCAGUUUGUGCGAGCUCCCGACGAAAACGUCUUCAUUGCUCCGUUCAACCUCAUCGAACUCUUCUUGGUAAUCAUUCCAUUCGAAUGGUGGAUGGACGAGAAACACUACGGCCGUUUGAACGACUACGUCAUGGGCCUCAUCUAUUCGCCUUUGCUGUUGAUCACUGCUGCAAUCGAGACGCUCCAAGCCCACAAAGUCAAAGAUAAUCGUAAGCGUGGGGAAGACGACGACGAUACCAUCGAAGAAUGGGAGGAGCUGUCCGGAGAGAUUGACCUUGAGUCAGAAGGCUGGGCGAAGAAAUGUGAAGAAAUUGCCCCCGAAAUCGGCGUCGAGCAAGCUGUCGUCGAGGUGAGGCAGCUGAGACGAGAGAUUACGGAGCUUCGCGAGAUGGUUAGCUCCAUGAUCCAAUGA
Messenger RNA from Lasiodiplodia theobromae, 1848 nucleotides. RefSeq names its product Potassium ion channel protein. Gene Ontology annotation, molecular function: monoatomic ion channel activity. The coding region runs from base 1 to 1848 and encodes 615 amino acids. Lineage: Eukaryota; Fungi; Ascomycota; Dothideomycetes; Botryosphaeriales; Botryosphaeriaceae. Gene Ontology annotation, biological process: monoatomic ion transport; transmembrane transport. Gene Ontology annotation, cellular component: membrane. The record is from RefSeq and is a predicted model, not a curated record. The transcript has 6 exons.